UGUCCGUGGGGCAAGGGCACGGCAGCGCCUCAGUAUGCGAGGGGCGGCCCGUCGGUGAUACAGCUGAGCACAGGGAGAGCUGUCCCUAGCGCUGGACCGGCCAAGGGCAUGGUCGUCUUGUGUUCUCCAGGUGUUCAGGGGCAUCCUCCAAACAGAAGUGUUCAUUAUGAUCCAGAUACUCCUUUUAGUAACAUACCUUUGCCCUUGUAAUACCCAUUACAAGGUAAUAGUGAUGUGCACUUGAAGAGCCAAUACCUAAACUAGAGGGAAAAGAGAAAGGAAAGAGUUCGGGUAUCAUAGAUGCAGAAUAUAGCAGAAGGUGCCCCUGCUCAUGGCAGGACUUGAAAAUAGGUGAUUUAAGGCCCCUUAUAACCCAAACCAUUCCAUGACUGUAUAUCUUUACAAGAUAACAUUUCAGAGCAUUAUCUUUUUGCCUGCAUUGCUUGGACCAGAAUGUUUGGGGGUGUCUUUCUGUUUUUUUUUUAAUCCACCUUGACUUCAUUUUGCUAUACUUUCAUCCCCCACCUGUUCUGUAUCCUCUUUCAUCAUGGAGUUACUUAAGUCUUUUGGUUUUGGGUUAAGGUUCAUUUAGUUAUAUCUGUGUUAAUUCCAGACAAUUAACUUUCUCAUUUUUUGCUUCAGGUAUUUUUUAAUUUGCUGCUUCUGUAAUUUUUGCCAUGCUUUGAAAAUAUCAAGGUAGCAACUUCUGUAGAGCUGAACAUACAGUGGCACAACUGUAAAUAUUUCCAUGACCAAAUUGUUUCAUGUAGAACUCUGUGAGGAGUGGACUUGUUUUAUAUAAUCUCCAGCUUAAGCGGGCAGUCAUCCUGGAAAAGCAAUUUCUUAACAGUUAAAGUUGUUCAUUGUGUGACAAAGGCCAUUAAAAGAGGCUUUAAAUUUCACAUCUCUGAACAAAACAUAGGCAAAUUUUCAUCAUUCUUCUCCCCUUCUCUUAAAGGAAGUCUUAGAAACUUAGACAGUCUCUACUGUCUAUUUAAGUGGCACUCCUGUUCUGCCCUUGCUCCAUCAUAGCUGUCAAAGUCAUAUGAACAAUAACAUGUCUUGUUACCUAAGUGUAGAACAGCUUUCUCCUGCCAUGGUUAAAUAAAUGCUAAACCGAACAGAUGUCUCUUUUACUGUCUGUCUAAAAACUUGCAUUUUCAAAGAGGUUACAUGUUAAACAAAACAAAAAAUGGUCUUUCCAUGCAUUGCUAAUGUUUUUAAAUUUGCACCGGACUGCUGACAAACAUUAACUACUUAAUAUGUGCAUCACACUUCAUUUUCCUUGCGUUCUUGCAGCCUGUUUGCUCCUCACUUUCCAAAUUAGCAUGGUUUUCUGCCAUCAGCUUUGCAAGCAAGUUUCUUUGAGCUUGUUCAUGAGUUUGUUUUGAGACCACUGGAAUACUGAACACAGCUUCGCUCCAUCACAGAAGGAAGUGUGUCAUGUUGUUGAUUUUUUGCAGUAUUCUGACAGAAAGGCCCCACAGCUUCAUGUUCAGCAUUGGGUCCUCAGCAAGCGGGACCUCGGUGCUGACAUUAUUGCAAAUCCACCAGCACAUCCAUGAGAUGACUCCACACCAGGUUACACUUGCUUUUGAGGAGUCACUGAGCAAGACACCACCCACUUGCUGCAGCACAACUCCCAUAAAGCUACUUUUGGAAGUACUAUGGCCCGUGUCUUUGUCUACGGCACGCUCAAGAAGGGCCAGCCCAACUACAAGCACAUGAUCAACACGGCCAAAGGCCUAGCGAAAUUCCAAGGAAGAGGCCACACAGUGGAGAAGUACCCACUGGUGAUUGCAGGGAAAUACAAUAUUCCUUACAUGCUGAACAUCCCGGGGACAGGCCACCACAUUGCUGGGGAGAUUUACACUGUGGAUGAGCAGAUGCUGCAGUUCCUGGAUGAGUUUGAAGGCUGCCCAGACAUGUACCAGCGCACCCUGAUGAGAAUCCAGGUGGUGGAGUGGGAAGGGAAGGGCGGCGCGGGAGAGGCGCGAGCAGCGGCCGACGGCGUCCUGGAGUGCUUCGUGUACAGCACGGCCACGUACCCGCCCGAGUGGGUCGGGCUCCCCUACUAUGACAGUUACGACUCCUCGGGGAAGCACGGCCUCUCCUACGUCCUACGGGAAAGCCGGGAGUAGACGGGAGGUGAUGCAGCCUGGCCGAAGGCAUAGUGCUAAGCAGGUGUUGCUCAGUAACCUUUCCAGGAAAGCUGUAAUACCUUGUUAUUAAAAUGCAGGAGCUCUUGUAACCUUCCCAACCCAGGAGCCUUGGCACUAGUGUUGAAGUCCCGUAGGCCCAGGGCUGCAGACUCCUCCCCAGGCAGUCAAUGUCCUCCUGGCCCCCUCAACCUCCUGCAGGUAACUGGGUUAGCACCAGGUGUAAAAUAACUGUAUGUGCACAUCGGGUCUGGGGUCUAAUUAUUCCCUCAGCUUCCCCCUUUGCCUUGGUGCAUAAUAAUGGAGGUCAGUGAAAGGCAGAGGAACAGAUUUAAUUUUUUUCCCCUGAAUUGACAAAUUUUCUUGCACUAAUAUCUGAAACUGAUUUAAAUGUCUGCAAAGUAAAGCACAACUCCUAUUGAAUAUUGACUUGUAAUGGGUUAGUAGGCUACUGUAUGUAAAAAGGGAAAGCUGAUCAGAUAACUUGGUGCUUCUAGACAAAUAGGAAAUUGCUGGAGAAAAUGUAAAGAUUAUUCUUACUCUGCAUUGCAAUGUUUUUUUUCUGAACUGGAAAGGUGUAUUUUUAAACCACGUUUAGUUUUAAAAGGCACUGUCAAGAAAUACUGAGAGAAUAUAAGAGAGUUAAAUUUAAAAUUUUAUUUUUAAUUUUACAUUCUAAGCACUUUGGGUUCUGGUCCCGUUCACUGCAUGACUGUAGGAUUUGGGGAUAUGUGUGUCUGUGUGCCUGUGUGUGUGUCUGUUUUGAGGGAUGUCGGGACUGUUGGGGACCAGGAAAAGCAAACCUACACUGGAGCUGUUGUGAGCACUUACUGUCAAGGUGACUUUUUGCUAAGCAUUUUAAUGCAGAACUUGCAACCAUAUGCAAACUGAGUUUCCUAAUGGGGGAAGAAUUUUAUAUACAUUAUAAAAAUAUCCAAAGGACCUGUAUUGUGAUUAUUGCAACAUUUAAAUUGGGAAAAAAUAUGUAAGGAAGACUGUUGUCCCCCUGACCCAACCAACUGUGCUGGUUUCUGUACAAUCUGGGAAAAUCGUGGCUUUCUGUUGUUACACUCCUGUGCCUUAUAGUUUCCUUCAGCUGCAGUGUUUGGUACAGAUAGAUUGUACAGUGGCCAAAGCUGCCAAAGGGAUGGGAGCAGGCAUUGUAUGCCAUGCAGUGAGCCAAAGUACUAUCAAAUGCAGCAAGGCUACAAUUAAGAACAAUACUGUACUUUUGCUUCACUGCCAGUAGCCCUGUGAUGGCCAGAGGAGAUCCAGGGUAGGGAAUCAGCCUGAACUUUAGCAGUAGUAGGCACUGCUGCAUCUCAUUUAGAAAAGCUUCUAUAUUGCUGCAAUAAGCAAAACAAGUAACCUGAUAGUAGAAUACUUGUGUCUCUUGACAGUAUUUGUCUGUUUAGUGCAACCUGCAGAGACUGACCUGUGCUCCUUUUGGAAGGGGUAAAAUGGCAGUAAGGAGACUUCUAAGGAGAUCUGCAGGGUCUCUGCCUCAGUUUCUCCAACUGCAAAAGCAUUAAUUUUCCUGGAAAGCAGGUAGCAUCCAAACACUCUCCUUACUCAUCUUGAUGACUUUCCCUAAGCAGAUCCCUGGACUAUAUAUUCCCCUUCGGCCAUGUGAUGUAGUUAAUUAUCAGUGUCUCAGUAACAGUAACAAUGCCUUUUCAGUCAGAAGUUUCAAGCAGAAUCAAGCUUUCCUGGUUGAACAUGAGUCACCAGCCCUAUCACUGACUGUUUUCUUCCACAAAAGGGCCCAGGCACCUCUGGCUACAGGAUUUCUUUCUGGGAAGUAGCAGGACUCUGCACAUCCUAGGCAAGAAAAUGAGAGCAGGGUCACUCCACUCCGGGGCAAGGUCCCUUUGUCUCCCUUUCCUGUAAGCAUUCAGGAGGAGGCCUGGUCUGAGGGACAACACAUGCUCUUAGCAGUACCUUGGGGCAGCACCUAAAGAGCUCUGAGAACAGUGUCAGCUCCUUCUGUAAAGGCAUCCAGUAAUCAGUAUCAGGAAAAUAAGGGUGGGGAAAUUAAUAUGGAAUUUGAAUAAAAGAAGACAAUUCCCAUACAACUUUGAAUGAAAAUACAUGACAAAUGUCUGCACUAGCAAAAUAAAGCCUCUAAUGUGUCAUUUAAAUCUAAUCUAUACAAAGCAUUAAAAUAUAAUAAUAUAUAUUUAAAAUAAAAAUUAGUUAAUAAAUAAUAAUUCAGUAAAUAUAUAUGUUAAUUCAAAAUAAAUCUGAUCAGAAUUUAAGCUAUUGGUGGUACUUGUGCAGCACUUACACAGAGUAAAGGAGAACUGCUCAGUUUGCUCAGUGGUUAAUUUUUCAUUCUUGCCAGCCAUUCUGUAUACUGCCUGGCUGGGGCCUCAAACCAGGGACAUUGCUGUGGAGAAGACAAAUCAGAUUUUGGCUUUUGUUGUGUUUUCUUUAUUUUAAAAAAGAGACUUUUCCUGUUUCAAAGCAAAAAUGGUAUUUUAUUGAUUUUAUUUGAUCCUGAAAAAUCAAAGCAUUACAAAGGUUAUGUACAAGUAUUUCUGGAAGUAAAAAAUCUGGGAUCUGUUGCCAAGAUUUAACAUCUGUGUUUGCUGUCUUAACCACUAAUACAGUAAAUAUGCCUGUAUAAAAUCUUGUGCGUAGUACUGUCCAUUUUCUGUGUUGAAUUGUCUUAAUGUUACAUUACAGAUAAAAAUAAUAAAGGCUUAGUUAAUUCAA
Sturnus vulgaris (Common starling) is the source of this 4877-nucleotide messenger RNA. Lineage: Eukaryota; Metazoa; Chordata; Aves; Passeriformes; Sturnidae. The record is from RefSeq and is a predicted model, not a curated record.